CCCUUAUUGCUGGUCUUGGUUGGGGAUCCUGGGGCAGAAGCCCCUUCACAUGUUUGGCAGAUGUCCUUCCUCGGAUUCGAACGUCUUCAUGCAAGUGGGUGCCAGGAGUUCGCAGAACUGAGCACUCACUCUCUGGGUGGUUGCACAGGUCGCUUGUUUUGUGUAGCAUACCGACUGUCUUUGCCGGUCAUCAGUGGAAAUGUGUACCAAAAGUUCUAUACACAGUUUGUGCAUGCGCGUUGUACCGUCUGCAAAACCUCAUCUUCGAUCCCUACGCUCUGCCUCUUGUGCGGCACGUUUCUGUGCUGUAACUCUGAGUGUUGCAGACGCGAAGGAGAUGGCGGUCAAAUAUUUGGGGAAGUUACACAGCAUGCGCAGGUUUGCGGCUUCGGGACUUGUGUCUUCCUGCAGCUUUCAAAUUCGCUUGUGCACAUUGUUGCUGAUGGGUUCAUAACCUGCUGGGGUUCCUUGUAUCUAGAUGGCCAUGGUGAAGAAGAGUACAAUCUGUCAAGACCCCUCCAUAUCUCUGAAGUACGACUCCAGCAGUUAAUGCAGUUGAUGCGCGAGGUCUCCUUUGAUUUCGAGUCCCGUUUGAAGUGGAAGAAGGUGAUUAUGGUAUGACAACCUUUGAUUCCUGAGGGCUGCAAGCGCGGCUUUGUACAAAGAUCUUCCUACCCCCAAGACGCGCACGUGUCUUCCAUGAGCAUCACGACUGCAGCACGCACAAUGCACACAAGAGG
This is a messenger RNA of Cladocopium goreaui, 740 nucleotides long. The record is from the annotation of a GenBank genome assembly. NCBI's taxonomy places the organism in Eukaryota, Dinophyceae, Suessiales, Symbiodiniaceae.